This is a messenger RNA of Equus caballus (horse), 1073 nucleotides long. NCBI's taxonomy places the organism in Eukaryota, Metazoa, Chordata, Mammalia, Perissodactyla, Equidae. The record is from RefSeq and is a predicted model, not a curated record.
GAGCGGGCGGGCGGGAGGCGUCGGCGCCAGACGCGGAGGAAGGAGCUGCGACCAGCCGCCAAGAGGCCGCGGAGCCAGCGACGACCGAGCCAGCCGAGCCGCCGCCGCCGCGCCCCCAUGGCGGCCGCCAAGGACACCCAUGAGGACCACGAUACCUCCACCGAGAAUGCAGAUGAGUCCAACCAUGACCCCCAGUUUGAGCCCAUAGUUUCUCUUCCUGAGCAAGAAAUUAAGACGCUGGAAGAAGAUGAAGAGGAGCUUUUUAAAAUGCGGGCAAAGCUAUUCCGAUUUGCUUCAGAGAAUGAUCUCCCAGAAUGGAAGGAACGAGGCACUGGUGACGUCAAGCUCCUGAAGCAUAAGGAGAAAGGGACCAUCCGUCUUCUCAUGAGGAGGGACAAGACCCUGAAGAUCUGUGCCAACCACUACAUCACGCCGAUGAUGGAGCUGAAGCCGAAUGCGGGCAGUGACCGUGCCUGGGUCUGGAACACCCACGCCGACUUUGCCGACGAGUGCCCCAAGCCGGAGCUGCUGGCCAUCCGCUUCCUAAACGCCGAGAAUGCACAGAAAUUCAAAACAAAGUUUGAAGAAUGCAGGAAAGAGAUCGAAGAGAGAGAAAAGAAAGGUGAUGUGGCACCUCCGGUGGGGCUUCCCCGCAGACUCACUCUGCACCUGGCUGCAGCCCCAGGAUCGGGCAAAAACGAUAACGCCGAGAAAGUGGCUGAGAAGUUAGAAGCUCUUUCGGUGAAGGAGGAGAGCAGAGAGCAGGCCGAGGAGAAGCAAUAAGCUGUCUGCCCUGUCUUCUUUCCCUUCCUUUCUUUCCCUUUCCUUUCUUUUUUUUAAUUUUGCCCCGCCCUUUUUUGUUUUUUUAUUCUGUUUUGUUUUUACAAGGGACUUUAUAUAAAGAACUGAAUUCCAGCAUUCAGGUUGUUUUUUCUAAGUUUUUACCCUGUGAAGUUGACUUCAGAAAAUCCAUUCCCAGUCAUGAAGAUGUGCUGUGCUAACUUUCUUUUCCAUAGUGGAAACACUUAUUUAUAGUCGUCAAGAUAGUGAAUAAACGACACGUUUGAAACCUG